This is a messenger RNA of Alexandromys fortis (reed vole), 9839 nucleotides long. RefSeq names its product KIAA1958 ortholog. Bases 298 to 2532 code for a protein of 744 amino acids. The transcript has 5 exons. NCBI's taxonomy places the organism in Eukaryota, Metazoa, Chordata, Mammalia, Rodentia, Cricetidae. The record is from RefSeq and is a predicted model, not a curated record.
GCCCCCGCGCUCCAAGCCGGGCGCGCGGAGCCGGGGUCGCACGGAGCGGUGCGAGCCGGUGGCCGAGCCAGGCUGGCGCCCGCGCCCCCCGCCGCACCGCCGCCGUCACCCGCCGCGCAGCCCACGGGGUGCCCUUCCCGCCGCCCCGGCUCCGGCACCCGGGCCUCCGGUCGUGGUGUCGUCGCCCUCCGCUCCGCCGUCCCGCCCGGGCCGCCCGGCUCCCGCAGGCCCCAUCGCCCUCGUUCCUAUGGACAGACGCACAGACACCUGCCGGAAGGACACUGCUGAUCCUGUAACAUGGAGGAUUGUCUUCAUACCUCAUCUGAGAAUCUGUCCAAGUUGGUCAGCUGGGCCCACAGCCAUGGGACCAUUUGCAGCCUCAUUCCAAACCUGAAACACUUGCUUUCUGAAGGUUCCCAUGGGAACCUGACUGCAAUGUGGGGCUGUAGUGCUGGCCAUGCUUACCACUGGCCACUAACAGCUACUUGCAGAGCUGGGUCCCAAGAGAGGGUCUGUUUCCAGGACAACCGAAGUUUUAAUUCUGAUAGUCCCAGUAUAAUUGGGGUGCCUUCUGAGACACAGACUAGCCCUGUGGAAAGAUACCCUGGGAGACCCGUGAAGGCAAAGCUGGACUGUAGCCGAACCAGAGACUCUUGUGACUUCUCUUACUGCAGUGAGCCCUCUGAACUGGACGAAGCUGUUGAGGAGUAUGAAGAUGAAAACACACUGUUUGACAUGGUUUGUGAGUCUUCUGUUACAGAUGAAGACAGUGACUGUGAACCCCAAACCCAGAGGCCUCAAAGUAUUGCUCGUAAAAGGCCAGGAAUAGUCCCAUCUUCCAUCCAUUCAAGUUCCCAGGGACAGAUGGUUGAUGAGUGCAGUGGUGAUGUCAUCAUCAAGAAAAUCAAGCAAGAGAUUCCUGAAGAUUAUUACAUUGUAGCAAAUGCAGAGCUGACUGGAGGGGUAGAUGGACCAGCCCUUUCCUUGACACAGAUGGCAAAGCCCAAGCCUCAAACUCAUGCUGGUCCCUCCUGUGUAGGGUCUGCUAAACUGAUUCCCCAUGUAACAUCUGCCAUCAGUGCAGAGCUAGACCCACAGAUAAUGUCAGCUUCCCCCUCUGUGAUCUCCAGACCAAUCAUCCCAAAGACUGCUAGGGUAUCUCUGGCUUCACCAAACAGAGGACCCGCUGGUGCCCAUGGCACUGCCCACCAGGUGACCAUGCAGAUGCCUGUGAGCACGUCACAUCCUAACAAACAGAUCAGUAUCCCUUUGUCUGCCCUUCAACUGCCUGGACAGGAUGAACAGGUGGCUUCAGAGGAAUUCCUGCCCCAUUUGCCUAGCCAGGUCUCAUCGUGUGAGGUGGCCCUCUCUCCCUCAGUGAACACAGAACCUGAAGUAAGCUCCAGUCAACAGCAGCCUCCUGUCGCUCCAACCAUAACCACGGAAGCCACUGCACAGUGCAUUCCAGACCAGGAUGAAAGAGCAGCUGAGCUCAGCAGGGAGCAGAAUGAGAAAACCAUCCGGAGCACACAGACUGCGCUCCGCAAUUUCCCUUAUUCUACUAAACUCAACAAAUUUCCUGUAUUUAAUAUUAAUGAUGACUUGAAUGAUCUGUGUACCAGUGCAGUGAGCCCAAACACCACCAAAGCCACGAGGUAUGCCCUAAAUGUGUGGCGCUACUGGUGCAUGACCAACGGGCUCAAAGACCACACGGACAUCACCAAGAUCCCUGCAGUGAAGUUGAAUGAGCUGCUUGAGAACUUUUAUGUCACCGUCAAGAAGAGCGAUGGCUCAGACUUCCUGGCCACCUCACUUCACGCCAUUCGCCGUGGCCUGGACCGCAUCCUGAAGAAUGCAGGUGUGGGCUUUUCCAUCACCAGCAGCACCUUCAGUUCUUCCACCAAGAAACUCAAGGAGAAGCUGUGGGUUCUGAGUAAGGCAGGGAUGUCGGGUGCCCGUUCUCGCAAUAUCGUCUACUUCUCCCUCUCUGAUGAGGAGGAGAUGUGGCAGGCAGGGUGUCUAGGGGAUGACAGCCCCAUUACUCUCCUGUCCACAGUGGUCAAGUACAACAGCCAGUAUCUGAAUAUGCGGACGCUGCAGGAGCAUGCAGACCUGAUGUAUGGUGACAUCGAGUUGCUCAAAGACCCACAAAACCAGCCCUACUUUGCCCGGACAGACAGUGUUAAGCGAGAGAGCCGGAGUGCUUCUACUAGAGUAUGUCAUGGGAAAAUCUACCAUGAGCAUUCCCGGGGACACAAACAGUGCCCUUACUGCCUCCUCUACAAGUACAUGUACAUCCACCGGCCACCUACCCAGAUGGAAGCCAAGUCUCCCUUCUAUCUGACAGCCAGGAAGGAGGCCACGGACAUGGGCAGUGUGUGGUAUGAGGAGCAGAGGAUGGGGCUGCGGUCCCUCCGGGGAAUUGUCCCAAAUUUAGCCAGAAAGGUCAAGCUGGACAACUGUGAAAACUUCACCUUCGUCUCAUUCACUCAGGUCUCCAGACGACUUAGCUCCCACAGCUGCUGCCAGUGAACCUUCCAAGGCCAGGACUUCCCUCAGGUGGUCAUGGCCAGAGUCAUCAGCAAGCAGGUCCUGAGGAGACAGAAGCUGUCUUCACUCCAUGAUCCAGCUGGCCUCCAUUACUGCAGCAGGCCAUUCCUCAGUCUUGAAAUUCAGUUUUUCAUAAAAGGAGAUGACUGAAUGAUGUUUUAUCUAAAUGUGUGACACCUCGUUAAAUCCUGGAAUCCAACACAAUGUAUAAUUAUUAUAUACAAGAGUGAAGAAAUUCAUUUUAUCUAGUGCCUUUUUAGCACGGGUUUUCUUGGGGGAAAAAAUGUUUUAAGUACUUACUUUUAAAACAAAAAUCCCAGUAGCCUGGUAGCUUUAGAAUGGUAUAGAUAUGUACACUUUGUUGAGUUUCUUUCACAUAAGGACCCAGAGCAAGGGAGACAGACAUAUUAAGAGAAAAGCUACACUUACACUCUUUUUGUUUUCUCGGUGAACGCUCUGCCAGGGCGGCAGACCUAGUCACUGAGAUAAAAGAAACAUUUCCACUGUGCUGUUGAUAAAGACAAUUUGGUAAAACGAAAAUCAGUACUCUGAAAAGGUGGUUCUGAGACACCACAUGCAGUGGACUCAGUAGUCUGCACCGUGAGGGUUUCUAGAAAGCCACUUGUGACCCAAAUAGGAAAACCUGAAGCAGAAGUGCCUGCACCUGUCUGAGUUCUCCACACCGUGAGAGCAUUUGCUGUUUGAACUUUGUUGUGUGUUAAUCUGUUUUUCACUUCACGCGGUUGUUCUGUUGGCAAGAGUCCCUGCACAUGUAAGGCUAGCUCAUGCUUUCCUAGGAAAAUCAACAAAGUAAGCCACAAAUAAAACAGAUUCCCCACUGCAUCUACUAAAGACUCUGGAGAUCUGUGGGUUGGCACAGGUAAGCAGCCAGCACUGAGGACAUGGUGACCGAGUCAGAGCAUGCGUAGGUUAGUCAUGCAUUGUCAAAUCAUUUCACAUUAAUAAAACUCAACCUGACCAUGUGCUGUUUAAACAGCAGAAUUUUCUAUUAGCUACUCUGAAUACAAGUUUUUAAAAAGGAACCCAAAGAGUACUGAUUACUAGGAGUAGCUGCUACUCUACUUUCCAUUCAAGGGAAGACUGCUAUAAUUGUACCAUUGUUUUCUCAUGUAUGCUUUUGCAUCCCAAAUUAAAAUCCCAAUGCAGAUUCAUACUGCACAAGUCCUUACAUUAGUCAUUUCUUUUUCAAAGUACUGUUUUAAUGUUUAUUUAAAGUAGUUGUUUUAAAGUCACUCGUUAGUCACUAAAACACGUGACACUUUACCAGAGAAGACUCAACCGAUGCUGCCUUAAGGACUCAUGUUGUUCUCUUUCUAGUGAGUACAUGCUUAGAGUUCUGUUCACUAGGUUACCUCCCUGGGUAGUGAUGAGUUUUAGUGGCCCCUUCUUUGUGUAAAUAACACGCGAUUAAUAUUCAGUGUUUGACUUGACCCUGUGUAUUAGUCUGUAGUGGCUUCCAAUCGUGAUUUUAGGGUUUUGAAGAGAUAGACAAACUAAGGUGUGGUAGCACACGCCUUUAAUCCCAGCACUUGGGAGGCAGAGGAAGGCAGAUCUCUGUAAGGCCAGCCUGGUCUACAAAGUGAGUUCCAGGACAGCCAGGGCUACGAAGAGAAACCCUGUCUCAGGAAUAAAGAAGCAGAGAUGGUCACAAAAUGUUAGGUCAGUCUUCAUUAGUUUGCUAAACACCCAAAAGUUAUUUUGUUUGUGGGAAGCAAACAGUUAUCUUUUCGGUUCUGCAUGUAAGAUGGAGACAUGACUUGUAUGGCCAAGUGGCAGAGUCUGCAUCUUAAUUACGAACACCUUCAUUUUUAUUUUAGAUAGAUUCAAAAUGUUAUCAUUAGGUGUGCUGGGAUCUUUCCAAGUUUAACAUUCCCAACAGUAGCAAUAACUGACCAUAUGUUGUCAAUAUCCCUGUCAAAUGAGACUGUUGAGCAUUUGAAUAAGCAUUUCGGCUUCAACUCACUGCCUUCCACCUAUUUGAUGCAUUGUAAGUUCUCCGAAUUCUCAGGUGAACAGUUAUACUAAAAACUCAAGGGUCAGAUCUUCAGUUAUACUUCACAGCACGGGAAUUCUUGAGUUUUGCCUCCUUGAGUUGUGGGAGUGAGGAAGAACACACUUAAAUCAAAUGCUCCCACAUGCCAUGCACAACUUUAUUGUGUAUUUGUGCAGAUAUGGCUUUGUGAAACACACUUUAAAUCAAUGUGUGGUAAAGUGGGGUGAGCCCACUGGCUGACAGAAUAGCUGUCUUCCCAGAUAACCAUGCUCCAAAGGAGCCAAGAGCUUGUGGCUGAGGUUCAAAUGAAGAACUUCUUUCCAGUCAAUUAUAUGCCAUCUCCACAGGAUACAUAAUCUGCUUUUGGCAAAAGAAAGGAGAAUUCCAGAAGGGACAGGGCAAGUUACAAGCACUUUCCCCACUUGCCUUUGGGUCUCUCUGCACCAGAGUUGGGGUGUUUACCCAGAAUUUCAGUUUGAGCCGGGGUCGUAGCUCAGUGGCAGGAUGCUUGCCUAGCAUAUGCGAGGGCUUGGGUUCUGUUCCCAGCACCAAUGAAAUAAAUUCUUUAGCUAGCAUACCCCAAUACAAGUGCCUCUGGGCCGUGCAUAAGGAAAGUUGCCAUCUCAGUUCUGCAAGGAUCCCUGGGAUCUUUGGAGGAGAUCAUGGUUUUUGUAUUGCUGUAAAAGAAGCUAAGGUAGGCAUGGUGACUCACACCUGUAAUGCCAACACUCACAAGACAGAGGCAAGAGGAUUGCCAUGAGUUCUGUGCCAGCCUAGGCUAUCAUAGCCAUCUUGAGCUACAGAGUGAGACUCUGUCCUGAAAAACGAAAUUAAAGGGCUAGAGAUGGGUCAGCCAUUAAAAGCACUGGCUGCUCUUCUAGAGGACCUGGACUCCAUAAACUUCAGUCCCUGGAGAUCAGACACGCUCUUCAGCCCCCAUGAGUACCAGGUACAAACAUAGCGCACAGGCAUGCAUGCGGUAAAACACCACCCAUUUAGACAAUUCAUAAAAGGAGAUGUAGGUGCUCCCUCCCCAGCACCCAUGGGCCUCUCUCUGGGGAAUGGCUUGCCAGCUUGUCAUCCUGGUUUGGGAGAUCCAGUUAGACGUGAAGAGUUUAACAUACUGCUGUAUCUUAGCCAAGCAAUGGAUUCUUGUUGUUGUUCUUGCUGUUACAGCUUUUAGUAACUGGUAUCACUCAUUUCCUCCAUUGUGGAGAUUCUCUUCCUUACGUUUUUAAACUUGAAGAGGAAACCAAACCUGGCCAAGUGAACACAGCCAAACCUAUGAAGUCUACCUCUAGCACAACCAAGCCUGAUACCUCAGACACAAGUAAAAUACGAGAGAAAGGAAGACUGAGAGUCUCCAGAGGCUUUAUGGAAAGUUUCUCCAUUGUUUUCUGUGUUUUAAAGCAGAAAUAUUGUAUCUAACCAAAACUGUGAAAGAAAUGGUCUCUUUGGUCACGUGGCCCAGUCCCCUUUCCUUGGAUUUGGUUCUGAUUAGUCAGCUCAGACCCAUAAAUGACAUUAUUAAUUUAGUCUUAUUAAAAGUAUCAAGCAUUUCAGCAUGUUCAUAGACACAUCCAUGAAGAGGCUCUGAACAAGAGGGUAUUUAUGUAGAAAUUAAUGUCUUGACAGAUGUGGGGCCAUUCUUUCGCCAUUGACUUGGGCAGCUCUGCUGCAGCACCACGUGAGCUCCUCAGUGACCUCAGUGGACUGGCUCCCGGCCAUUAGCAAGACAUACUGCUGCUCUAUCUAAUACUGCCCAGUACACUAGCAUGUCUUCUCAGGAGAUGCUUCUUUAAUUUUCAAGUUUCAGAACUUCUAAAGUUAUUUUGUUAUCUCUAGACAACAGAAUGCUAUUGUUAGUUUAAGCUACAGUCACCACGCUGUUGCCAUUUAAAUGAACAGAAUGGUUAAAGAUCACCCUUACCAAGUAUUCAUCACUUUAUUGCUUUUAUGAGACACUGAUUGCUUUUUUAAAAAAGGUGAACUUGGAGCCAGUUUAGGCAUAGAUGAAUGCACAUAGCAGGACCUCCCAGAGGCUGGCUGGCUUGUCCUAGGUGAGCUCCACUCUAGUCUGAGUCACCACUGUACUUGUCUGGGAGCUGUGAACAGAACAUAGUGGAAAUCUCAAAUUUGUGGACACUUUAAGUAAUUUCACUUCUAAAAAAAUUUUUUUAAUGUUCUGUGUCAAAAGAAAAACAUUCUGUUGUUUAAACAUUGUUCCUAAGUAAAGAUCUUCAUUGUACUUUUUCCAUGUGAAUGAGUCAAUUUAAGGCGACUGGAACAGUGCUAGAUUGAAAAUUAUAUUGGAAGAAUCAAACCUUAAAAAUGCCAAUUAUGUGAGGGACAGGAGAGCUUUUCCUGUUUAAAAAGUUUUUAAUGAAGAUAAUGAAUAUGGAAACAGCAGCUUGAGUUUGCCUUUAAUAGAAAGACUACUGAGAAACAAGAUCUUUCCUGAACAUAUGAGUGUCUGUGAUCAUAAAGCUUAAAAAGACUCAGUGUGUUCCAGCUUCACACACAUGCAUGCACACUCACAUACACACACAAAUAAAAAAAAUGUGUAGCUACCCCUUCUGGAUCGGAAUCUUCAGACAUCUGAUCAGAAAGCAGCAAGCUGUCUAUAAGAAGAGAAGAGUGGCUGGCUUCAGCUCCUCUAUAGCAACAGGUGCUGGGAAACAGUAGGGAAUUUUGAAGAGGAAGAUUAUAUCUUUGGAAUUUUAUAUUUUAAUAUCUAAAAUAUUUUAGUUAUGAUAAAUUCCUGCCCCACAACAUACAACACAUCAUUUAGACUAAAUGAAUCUAUAAUUGCAGUGUCUCUGAAAUAAUAAUCAGGGGCUGGAGAGAUGGCUCAGUGGUUAAGAGCAUUGCCUGCUCUUCCAAAGGUCCUGAGUUCAACUCCCGGCAACCACAUGGUGGCUCACAACCAUCUGUAAUGAGGUCUGGUGCCCUCUUCUGGCCUGCAGACAUACACACAAGACCAACCUGGUCUACAGAGCUAGUUCCAGGACAGGCUCCAAAGCCAUCUCGAAAAACAAAACAAAAAAAACAUAAUAAAUAAAUUUUAAAAAAAAAAAAACCUGAAAUAAUAAUCAUUGGGUCAUUAUCCACUAGAGGAAGGAGUGGGUGCUUUAAUUAGACAAUAAAGCUAGAAGCUCUGCACCUAAAAAUCCCAGAGUCCUCUCUUGAAUGUGCUAAGUUAAUAUAACAUGUACUUAAAAGUAAAUAUUUUUAUUCAAUUUUAUUACUGAAAUAAUUCAUGGCAGUUGAAAAACUCAGAUACAACUCCUACAAAUGAAAUCUAAAUUACUUUAGACUUUUCCAACAAUAAAACAUUCUUGCCGUAGAGCCCAUUGCUUCUAAGUGGCCACUUGUUCUGUACUGAGUCACAGAGCCAGGGCUGUGCCUGUCCACUGCAUCCCGUGCACUGCUUCACUGUCCCAGAGUUAGUAACGACAGGUACAAAAUCAGACACUUACAGAAUCAGAGCACUGACUGCUCCUGCAGAGGACCCAAGUUCAAUUCCCAAAACACACCUGCCAGCUUACAGCUCUGUGACUCCAGUUCCAGGGGACCCAAUGCCUUCUUCUGGCCUCCACAUGCACACAAACAACCGCAAAAUAAACCUUUAAAAAGCUGGAUUUGCUGAGCAGUGGUGCACACCUUUAACCCAGCACUCUGGAGGCAGAGGCGGCCAUCUGAGUUUAAGGCCAGCCUGGUCUACAGAGUGAGUUCCAAGACAGUCAGAACUAUUACACAGAGAAACCCUGUCUCGAACCACCAAAAAGAAAAAGAAAGAAAAGGAAGGAAAGAAAGAAAAAGAGAACAAAGACUUGGGGGCUGGAGAGAUGGUCCAGUGGUUAAGCGCACUGGCUACUCUUCCAGAGGUCCUGCGUUCGAUUCUCAGCAACAACAUGGUGGCUGACAACCAUCUGUAAUUGGAUCUGAUGGCCUUUUCUGGCAUACAUGCAGACAGAGCACACAUACCUUUUUAAAAAAAAAAAGCUGGAUCAGGAAAAAUGGUGUAUUCUGGAGUACAACGAUAAUAAGAGAAGUUGGAUCUUAACUGCAGGAAGCUGGCCAAGGCAGUGUUGCGCUUCUCAACAACUCGUGACAUUGUAGGCAUCUGUCAAAGUUCAUGUAUUGUGAACGUGCAGGUGUAGCUCAGUGGUAGAGCACUUUGACCUAGGUUUGGUUUCUUUGUUUUGUUUUGUUGUUUAUUCUGUAGUUUUUUUGUUUGCUUGUUGUUGUUUGAUGUUUGAUUCAGGGUCUCACUGUGUAGCCUUGGGUGGCCUGGAACUCAUUAUGUAGACCAGUCGGGCCUCAAACUCAUAAAAAUUCACCAUCCCUGUCUCCUUCAUUGCUUGAGUUGAAUGCAUGUGCCCCCAUGCCCAGCCAGGCCCUGGUUCUGAUACCCAGCUUGGUGGCAGGGCGGGGAGCACAGAAAGGAUAAAAACAAAUUACUUCUAGAACCCACAAUAUCAGUGCUGGCACUAAAACUGGGUUCUGUUGUUUUCACGUGCUUGCCCUGGAUACACUUGAAGAAAGGAAUGGAGUGUUGUCGGCCUCCUGGCUCAGCUCCUGUAGCAGUGUGCUCCUAGCUGUCUGGCCAGUGAACCCUGAUGUUUACUUUAAAUUAGCAAUACAGGAGUUUACGGAUUGUUUUGUGCUUGUUUAGUUUUCAUUCUGAAAUACUACAAAAACUAUCCCCAGAAGGACAGACAGAGCUUAUUCUGGAUGGAGACCCAGUAUAAACUCCCCAGGGUUCUCUUGUUUAACUGUGAUUGACAAGUCUGUUUGACUUUACCACUUAGACAAGUAAUUUGUCUUUACUUAAAAUUUUAGUGUUUCCUAUAUGACAGUUUUUUGUUGUUUUGUAACAAAAAUGCAUUUGCAAUGUUUUUAUUCUCCUAGGUGUUUUUAAACACACUAGAAAGGACUUUAUGGCCGGUGUUCAUUUACUAAUAACUGAUUUUAUUGUACCCUUUCCAGCCUUCCCUGGUAGCCACACCUGGGAACACACAUGUGCACACGGGAGCCUGUGAGCUGGAAGGCUUUGCAAACGUUUUCUGUCCGUGUCAGGAUUGGAAGGGGUUUUCUUACUCAUGCAAUCCAACCCUCUAGUUAAUGGUCAACAGAGUCUGUUAAUAAUUUGCAGUGUUUGGGGUUGUUUGUUUUAAGGUGUUGGUCUUAUUCAUGUAUAUGCAGCUUUAAUGUUUAACCCAGAUUGUAAAAAAUAAAAUAAAAAAUGUUUAUGUCUGUUUUCUUAAAGUAA